Odobenus rosmarus divergens (Pacific walrus) is the source of this 699-nucleotide messenger RNA. It is a transcript of the gene ANKRD22, whose product is annotated as ankyrin repeat domain 22. Lineage: Eukaryota; Metazoa; Chordata; Mammalia; Carnivora; Odobenidae. The transcript is spliced from 6 exons. Gene Ontology annotation, molecular function: protein binding. Bases 124 to 699 code for a protein of 191 amino acids. The record is from RefSeq and is a predicted model, not a curated record.
CGUGCCACCGGCCUCAGCUUCUAGGGACUUUUCUCUUGGCUGGGAAGGAUUUUAUGUUCAUCAGAAAUACUUCCAGAAGAUUUAAGAAGCGGUAAGGGUGACGCAAAUCUGUGAAGGACCAGCAUGGGGAUCCUAUACUCUGAGCCUGUCUGCCAGGCAGCCUACCAGAACGACUUGGGUCAAGUGUGGCAGUGGGUGAGAGAAGACAGAGCCUAUAUCAACGUUCGAGAUGGCUUGAAUGGAGACACUCCCCUGAUCUGUGCUUGUAGGCGAGGACACCUGAGAAUCGUUUCCUUCCUUUUAAAAAGAAAUGCUGAUGUGAACCUCAAAAACCGGAAAGACAGAAACUGCUUGCAUUACGCUGUGAAGAAAAAAUUUACCUUCUUUGAUUACCUACUCAUCGUCCUCUUAAUGCCUGUUCUGCUUAUUGGGUAUUUCCUCAUGGUGUCAAAGACCAAGCAGAAUGAAGCUCUUGUCCAAAUGUUGCUCAAUGCUGGGGUCGAUGUGAAUGCCCAAGACUGUGAUGGCUGCACGGCGCUCCAUUACGCUUGCCAAAUGAAAAACCAGACCCUCAUUCCUCUGCUGCUGGAAGCUCGUGCCGACCCAAUGAUCAAGAACAAGCGUGGUGAGAGUUCCCUGGAUAUUGCGCGGAGAUUAAAGUUUUCCCAGAUUGAAUUAAUGCUAAGGAAAGCAUCAUAA